Messenger RNA from Arabidopsis thaliana (thale cress), 1471 nucleotides. RefSeq names its product 3'-5'-exoribonuclease family protein. Gene Ontology annotation, cellular component: cytoplasm; nucleolus. NCBI's taxonomy places the organism in Eukaryota, Viridiplantae, Streptophyta, Magnoliopsida, Brassicales, Brassicaceae. The record is from RefSeq and is marked reviewed. The transcript is spliced from 7 exons. The coding region runs from base 293 to 1153 and encodes 286 amino acids.
GUUCACGCCAUCUUUAAACCCUACGGCAGUUGUCAGUGGUCACGUCUCUCUCUUAACCUAACCAAUCCAAAGUUGCCGCUAGGGUCACCGGAAAACUUCAGAGUUGUGUCUUCUAUUGAAUUCUCCGGGAAGGUAAAGAAGAUUAGUGGGUUUUGAUUGUGCUGUAUAAAGAUGUGUACUUUGUUUGAGCUGUCUCUUAAACCCUAGCACCAAUCCGUGAACCUUGAAGUUUGUCAUUCCGGUAGAAAUUCCUCAGCAGUUGAUCUAAUUCGUUCUCUGUGUAGUAUUAGUGAUGGGGCUUUCUCUUGGGGAACAACAUUUCAUUAAAGGUGGGAUUGCUCAAGAUCUUCGAACUGAUGGUCGGAAAAGAUUGACUUACCGUCCUAUCUACGUCGAAACCGGUGUUAUUCCGCAGGCUAAUGGUUCAGCGAGAGUUAGAAUUGGUGGAACCGAUGUGAUUGCUAGUGUAAAGGCUGAAAUUGGGAGGCCAAGUUCACUUCAACCCGAUAAAGGAAAGGUUGCAGUUUUCAUUGAUUGCAGUCCAACAGCUGAACCGACAUUUGGGGGGAGAGGAGGUGAGGAAUUGUCUUCUGAGCUUGCUUUGGCUCUUCAAAGAUGUCUUCUGGGUGGCAAAAGUGGAGCAGGAGCUGGAAUAAAUUUAUCUUCGCUUUUAAUCAAAGAAGGAAAAGUUUGCUGGGACCUUUAUAUUGAUGGUCUUGUCAUUAGUUCGGAUGGGAAUCUAUUGGAUGCCCUGGGUGCUGCCAUUAAGGCUGCUUUAACCAACACGGCCAUCCCAAAAGUCAAUGUUUCAGCUGAAGUAGCAGAUGAUGAGCAACCAGAGAUUGACAUCAGCGACGAGGAAUAUCUUCAAUUUGACACUUCCAGUGUCCCGGUCAUAGUCACGUUAACAAAAGUGGGAACGCAUUACAUAGUUGAUGCAACAGCAGAAGAGGAGUCUCAGAUGAGCUCAGCUGUAUCUAUAUCUGUGAAUCGGACAGGCCAUAUAUGUGGGUUAACCAAACGAAGCGGGUCUGGCUUAGACCCAAGCGUCAUCCUUGACAUGAUCUCUGUUGCCAAGCAUGUGACAGAGACUCUGAUGAGCAAACUUGAUUCAGAGAUUUCAGCCGCAGAGGCCUGCGAAGACGAAUCUUGACUCUUGAGUCUCAGAGAAUCAAAGUUUCAAGAUGAAACAUGUUAGCAAGGGAUCAACAAUAUUUGUAUCUGUGGAAAAUCUUAUACGAAGUCAGAACAGAUUAAGCUAAUCAAAAUCCUUUUUCCUAUGUUCUAAUGUUCCAUGCUUUGUGAUAGUAAAGGUGAUAUUUUUGCCAUUAUAGUAUUAGUAACAUUAUAUCUCAUCUAGGGAUUAUUAAAAGAGGCGUUCCUUGGAUCUCUGUGUUUAAAGUGAAAGACAUAACAAGUUACAAAAGGAUUUGUGAUAUUUUGGGAGGAGGAAAUGAGAAUGGAGAUGAGG